GAACAGAAGGUAGAAAAGGUAGGAACCGUAGAUUGCCGUAGAACAAGCAUCACAAGUCUGUCUACGAGAUCUUGGUGGUUCGACGUUCGACUCGUCUGAAUCAUGAAAUCCUCAAUUUUAAUUUCAUUUGUGCUCGUCGUUUUCGGUGUUAUAAUUGGUACAACUUUUGCUGAAAGCGAUGAAGAUCAAUCGACCGAUCUUUAUAUUAUUGAGGGCAAAGUUUUUCCAUGGGAAAACUCCAAUUCAAACGGAUGGCAACUCAUGACUCAUGUCAUGGCUAACGGCGGAGAACAUUAUGGUUUCUUGAGAGAGGAUGGAACGUUUGUAAUUCCAAAUGUGCCGUCCGGAUCAUACGUCGUGGAGGUUGUCAAUCCAAAUUACGUUUACGAGCCUGUGAGAGUAGAAAUAAACUCGAAAGGAAAAUUGAGAGCAAGAAAAGUGAAUUUCAUUCAGACUUCUCAGGUUAUCCAGGUUCCUUAUCCGUUGAAGCUGAGACCAUUUACGCCUUUCCGUUACUUCCAAGUCAGAGAGCAAUGGAGAGUUACAGAUUUCCUGUUCAAUCCAAUGGUACUCAUGAUGAUUCUACCGUUGCUUUUGAUCGGAGUACUGCCAAAAAUGAUGAACGAUCCAGAAACAAAAAAGGGCAUGGAGCAGUUAAACAAUCUUACGAGUUACAACAGCAUGCCCGAAAUGUCCGAGGUCAUAACGAAUCUUUUUGCCGGUGGGGAGAAGCAGAAACCAAAGGCUGUGAAAGCUGCAAAGAAGCGGCAAUAGCUAUUGUAAAAUGGGAGCAGUCAAAGUAUAAACCGGUUAGUCGCUUGUGUGCGCGAAACAGAUGCCAUUACGAGCCAUAAUUCUCAAUAUCUCCAGCAAGAACCUGUCUCCAUGCUUUUUCAUCUUCCAUCUCGUUUUUUCUCAUCGUAACUAUUACGCACUCUUGGCAUGGCACUAAAUACGUGUUUCCUGGUGUGUCGCUACACAAGCGGGCUUUGUGCCUGCGUGUGAGAAUAAGUUGGAAAAAAAUGGGUGAAGAUGGCGAUCGGACGGAUCGGUAUGAUUCAGCGGUGGACGAUGCACGCCCAACGCGAGCGAUCUAUGGGCUCUCUCCUCGGAUUUCCAGGAAUCUUGCGACCUCCCGACCAAUCGAAUCGAUGUAUAAGCGCUCUCCAUUCACCCACCAUGCCUGAUGCAUGACGAAACAUGCGUAUUGCCCCUCGUCGAGAUCCCUCGCGUGUAUUUGGGAGUAACGGCGCGCCGGUCAUUCGGAUUGCGGGGUAAUGCGGAUCAUGACCAAAGAAAUUUAUGGAAAUUUUCAAUUCGCAGUUUUGACACGAUUAUACGCUGUCUUUCUCAUCCAAGUGUUGCUCCAUUUGUUAGAGUGAGUUAUCACUGAGUCGAUUCCACACACACACGCACAAUUGAUAUUUCUUUUGUUAAUUUUUCAUUUUUUUAUAGUGUCAAUUAGCUUUGUACCUAAGAGUCCUGAAGAAUAAAAAUCUUUCAAAGUUCCA
Molecule: messenger RNA, 1511 nt
Organism: Venturia canescens
Lineage: Eukaryota; Metazoa; Arthropoda; Insecta; Hymenoptera; Ichneumonidae
Gene: EMC7
Product: ER membrane protein complex subunit 7
Exons: 5
Coding region: 103-774 (223 amino acids)
Cellular component (GO): EMC complex
Molecular function (GO): carbohydrate binding
Source: RefSeq, a predicted model, not a curated record